AGAUUAAUUUCACGGUGGCAAUUGAUUUCACAGCAUCAAAUGGCAACCCGUCUCAGCCCACCUCCCUCCACUACAUGAGUCCGUACCAGUUGAAUGCCUAUGCCAUGGCUCUCAGGGCCGUGGGGGAGAUCAUCCAGGACUACGACAGUGACAAGAUGUUCCCUGCUCUGGGCUUCGGAGCCAAGCUGCCCCCGGACGGACGCGUCUCACACGAGUUCGCUCUGAACGGGAACCCUCAGAACCCAUACUGCAGUGGGAUUGAGGGAGUGAUGGAGGCUUACUACCAGAGCCUCAAGUCUGUCCGCCUCUACGGACCCACACACUUCUCCCCUGUUAUCAACCACGUGGCCAGAAGUGUCUCCAGUGUCCAACGAGAUGACGGCUCCCAGUACUUCAUCCUCCUUAUCAUCUCAGACGGCGUCAUCACCGACAUGGCUCAGACCAAAGAGUCUAUCGUAAAUGCGGCUACUCUGCCCAUGUCAAUUAUAAUUGUCGGGGUUGGACCGGCGGAAUUUAAUGAAAUGAUUGAGCUUGAUGGAGACGAAGAGAGGAUCUCAUCUCAAGGGAGGUUCGCAGAGAGAGAUAUUGUUCAGUUUGUUCCGUUCCGUGACUACAUCGACCGCAGGGGGAACCACAUUCUCAGUAUGGCCCGUUUGGCCAAAGAGGUCCUGGCUGAGAUCCCUGACCAGUUCCUCUCCUACAUGAGGACCAGGGGCAUCAAACCAGGCCCCUGUCCCCCUGCCUACACCCCCACCCCCGCCUUGCACCCCCUCCUCACCCGACGCGUCAGCCGAAUCUGAAGGGUAAGACGCCCCCCCUCGACCUCUUCCUCUUUUGCUUCUUCUUCUUCCUCACUGGAGUCAUUUCCACGCUCAUGUUGCACCUUUGUGGACUCUGGGAUUCCAUCAUCCGUGGCAUUGGUCAGCCCUUUCUGUGGAGAGGACAGACCGCCAUCGUCCCUCAGGAAGGACUUCCACUGAGAGGUCAGAAGUUAGAGGUCAGAGGACGCAGUUUACUGGUCUGACCCAGGAGGUGGGUGAGUGACUGUAAUUGACGAGCCAGGAGCAGCAUCCAAUCUGUGGAGAACCUUUCAGAAGCGCAUUUCUGAUCUGUUAUUUCUAUGUCCUGCUCUUCCUCUCAACUUCACUUCUCUUUCACCAACAGUCUCUUUCUAAAUGUUUACAAAAGUUGAGGAUGACGAGGAGGAUUCAUACUCGUGGACGCAUUUUUAUUUCUCUCUGAUUUGUACUCCAGAUGCUCUCUGGCUCUCCUUUUUUUAGCCACAGAGACUGGUGGUAGCGAUGAUGAAGAGGACGAAGAUGAUGAUGAUGACAAGCCCAGGAGCCCCAUCCCAUGUGCGGUGUUUAUUUCUUUUUUACGGAGCAUGUUGUAGUCCUAGUAGAGAAGCAUGCAGUUAAAGUCCUGCACUCAGGGCCUCCUAGCUGAUCAUUUAUUUUACAACUACCACCUUUUAAGACAGUACCUUCACCACCUAUAAUCUUCCCACUAUAUUACGCUCUGUUGUCCGCCUACCUUGACUCAAAGGGGACUUCCUUCCCUUCAGAGUCUGGUCCUAUCAAAUACAGCAGGGCCUAAACCAGCCUUACUCUCUCUGCAUCCCAAAUGGCACCCUACAUAGUGCACUACUUUUGAGAGCCCCGGUCAAGCGUAGUGCACUAUAUAGAGAGUAGGGUGCCUCUUGGGAUGCAGAAUCUAUCCGUUGGAUACAUUCACAGUCGCCAUGCUCACAAGGAUUCUGGAAUAGUGGAACUCCAUCCAUGCAUGGGAGUCAAAAACAUACUUACCAGUUAAUUACACCACCACUUCCAUGUGUGUCCUCUGACUCUGGAGCUCAGUGGGAAAAUGUUGUUUUGUAUUUUCAGGAGCAUUCUCUCUUUAGUUUCUACCUCUUGCUUCACAUCAUGUCACUAAACCCUGUGGAUGGAUGUAUUUGUGUUUUGGAAAGGCAGGAUGUUAAGCAGUAAUAUUUCAGUCUAUCUUUUGGUUCACAACGUCGCCUUUGUCUCUCACUGAGUGAAAACGUUUUACAUUUACGUUCAACAUUUUACUAGCCUACACUACCGGUCAAAGGU
Salvelinus sp. IW2-2015 is the source of this 2093-nucleotide messenger RNA. Its product is annotated as copine-8-like. NCBI's taxonomy places the organism in Eukaryota, Metazoa, Chordata, Actinopteri, Salmoniformes, Salmonidae. Gene Ontology annotation, biological process: cellular response to calcium ion. The record is from RefSeq and is a predicted model, not a curated record. Gene Ontology annotation, cellular component: plasma membrane. Gene Ontology annotation, molecular function: calcium-dependent phospholipid binding.